Elephantulus edwardii (Cape elephant shrew) is the source of this 2226-nucleotide messenger RNA. RefSeq lists its product as uncharacterized. The transcript is spliced from 10 exons. The record is from RefSeq and is a predicted model, not a curated record. Gene Ontology annotation, biological process: antigen processing and presentation of endogenous peptide antigen via MHC class Ib; immune response; antigen processing and presentation of endogenous peptide antigen via MHC class I via ER pathway, TAP-independent. Gene Ontology annotation, cellular component: external side of plasma membrane. The coding region runs from base 1 to 2226 and encodes 741 amino acids. Lineage: Eukaryota; Metazoa; Chordata; Mammalia; Macroscelidea; Macroscelididae.
AUGGUAAUUAAGGUGCUGGAGAUGCAAGAUAUUCUGUUAGAUUCCAUCCUUUACCUCCUGUGGCUCCAUGACACUGCCACUGCCCUGCUGUCUCUUCUGGUGCUGGUGCCCCACUGCCGCUGGCAACUGCUGCCGCUAGCCGUGCGCGGGACUCCAUCAUGUAGGCCGUGGGACCCUGUGCCUGCCACCUGGCCAAGCCCCCCUGGACUCGCUUCCCGGACCGUGGGUUCUCUUCCCACGCGCUGGGCUCCCUACCCGGCCACUGGGCUCUAUCUGGGGCCCCUGCGCUCGCCACCCGCCCGCUGGGCUCCAUCUCGGCCCCUGGGCCCCCUCCUCAUCUUCUGGGCGCUCUCUCUACUUGGGGAGCCAGGCCUUCCUAUUAGAAAGUUAGAGACACGGCCCUGCCGCCAGCUCCGCCAGCUCUGCGCCCCCCCCUCCCUUGGCCGAGCUGCCUGCGCCCUGUCCCCGCAGUCCCACCCCUUCCCCACCGCCCUGCUCCCUGACCUGCCGCCCAUGCUGUCCUUGGCCCUGGCCUCAGGAUCUCACUCUCUUUGCUACAACUUCACCAUCAUGCUCAAGUCUCCACCUGCACGGUCAUGGUGUGCGGUUCAAGGCCAGGUGGAUGAAGAUCCUUUCUGUCAUUAUGACUGUGGGAACCUCAAGAUGGUGAAUGUCAGUCUCCUGGGGAAGAAGAUAAACGCCAUGAAGGAAGGGGAGGAACAGACACAAACGCUGAGAGACAUAGGGGCAGAGCUGAGGCAGCGAGUGCCUGGCAUUGAACUGGAGAACUACAGCCCCAGAGCCCCUGUCACCCUGCAGGCCAGGAUGUGCUGUCAGCUGGAAGCUGGAGGAGACACCACAGCAUCCUGGCAGCUGGGCUUUGAUGGACAGAUAUUCCUCCAGUUUGAUCCGAAAACCAUGAAGUGGACACAGGUUCAUCCUGGAGGCAGACGGAUGAAGGAGGCCUGGGAGAAGGACAGGGGUCUGAGCAUAUUCUUGAAGAGAACCUCAGAGGGAGACUGCAGACUGUGGCUGAGGGCACUGGGGGCUCACAGGAAGGAGACAUUGGAGCUCACGGUCUUACCCUGGGCGACGCAGCACCGCCCCACCUUCCCCAAGCGCCUGCGUCCUGCCGCCAAAGUCCUCAGCUGGGAGAAGAGUGCUGAUCGCCAGUACCGGGGCCACCGCGCGCAAACCGCCUCCUUCCCUGUGAGCCGAGCGCUGAGCACCAAGACCGCCCGGCACAGCCCUCACUGCCCCCUCUCUGUGGGUGACACUGUCGCCUGCCCACUGCAGCCCCCACGCCUGCGCCGGGCGAGACUCCUCCGAACCCGAGUUGCCAGCAUUUGCCUCCCGGGUGGCUUCACCGAAACCUAUUCGCUCCUCCUUGUAAAACAGAUUCUCCCAGCUCCGUUAUUAGGGGACCCCAAGACCUGUACCUUCAUAGACCGAAUCAGCAGAGACCUCUUGUCGACACCGCGAUCGCCCACCGGACCCCUCGUGCGCUCUGGCCCCCGUGAUGCGGACUGCGGGCACCAAGCUCCGUCUCCUGUUUCUGCUGCUAGGCUGCUCUUUGGAGGUGCCACUUCCAGGAUGUGGGUGCCCACUCUCGCUCCUCCUCAGCCCAGCCGCCCGGCCCUGCGCCCCGGUGUCCUCUUACGGACUUGCCGCGCUCCCGUCUCCCACUGGCGGCUUGUGCAGGUCAGACACGGCUCCUUGGCCGAGCUGCCUGCCGUCCCCGCGUCCCACCCCUUCCCCACCGCCCUGUGGGUGCCUCGCUGCCUGACCUGCCGCCCAUCCUGUGCCUCAGCCCUGGCCCCAGGAUUUCACUCUCUUUGCUACAACUUCACCAUCAUGCUCAAGUCCCCAUCUGGACGGUCAUGGUGUCAGGUUCAAGGCCAGGUGGAUGAAGAGCCUUUCUGUCAUUAUGACUGUGGGAACCUCAAGAUGGUGAAUGUCAGUCUCCUGGGGAAGAAGAUAAACGCCAUGAAGGAAGGGGAGGAACAGACACAAACGCUGAGAGACAUAGGGGCAGAGCUGAGGCAGCGAGUCCCUGACAUUGAACUGGAAAACUACAGCUCCAGAGCUCCCGCAGCCGCGCACUUUGUGCAGCCAGCGUCCCGGCUCCCGAAAGAGGGCGUCACAGGCCUCCCGGCGACGGGCCCGGGAAGGCUUCUCCGCAGCCCGCGGUCAAGUGCACAGAACCCCACCACAUUUGCUGUCUGA